Leishmania major strain Friedlin is the source of this 1335-nucleotide messenger RNA. RefSeq lists its product as hypothetical. Bases 1 to 1335 code for a protein of 444 amino acids. The record is from RefSeq and is a predicted model, not a curated record. The transcript has a single exon. NCBI's taxonomy places the organism in Eukaryota, Euglenozoa, Kinetoplastea, Trypanosomatida, Trypanosomatidae.
AUGCGUGGCGACCGCUCGCCCUGCUCUCACGCGCGCUCCUCACAGGACGAGGACGUCUCUAUCUAUCUGUGUGUGUGUGUGUGUGCCUGUCCUUCGCUCUCAGCUCCAUGCUAUACGUCAUCUGCCCCCUCCCAUAUUGCUCUUCCUGCUCCGCCUUGGCACAUGCGCCAGCCCACCCUCACCCACACGCACGCGCACAGGGAGUCAUUCCGUUUUCAUAGAAUAAGAGAGUGGCAGAUACGCAACGAGUCGCACACACACACACACACACAAGCAGCUCGAAUCGGCCCUUCUCCGCUACCGCCCACCCAGUCAUCUGCCCAGCUGCUCCUGUACAGGAGCGUAUCGCGGCGACGCCGUGUCUUGUCCUUCGCCUGCAGAGUCGGGCGUGUUCUCGAUAUUUCGCCUCCCUCCCUCCUCUCUCUCUCUCUUUCUCUGUGCGUGUGCGUGUGUGAGAAAGAGAGCGAAACACCGAUGUCCUCGGACGCCGCGCUGGAUGAGAAGCUCACGGAGCUGCUUCGCGUCAUGGUGAGUCGUCUGCCAGUCAACAAGACGCUGCCAGCAGCGGUUGUGCAGCAGCUUCUGCGCGCCAAGUACGGUGACACGUACCCGGAGGCGUACGUGGAAAGUUGCUCGGCGUUUAUCAGCGACACCGUCAUGAAGCUCAUGAUCGAGAAGGAGAAGGCUGCCACAGCGGUGACGGCGAACGGCGACGCCAGUGACGAGGAUGACGAUGAUGACGAUGACAGCAACGCAUCAGACGAAGACGACUCUGACGAGGGCGACUCGGAAGAAGACGAGGAGGAGGAUGCAGCAUCCGACUCUGACGAUGAAGACUUCGACUCGGACGACGAUGAUGACGACGGUGACGACGACGAUGACGACGCAGAGGAGCCAAAGAAGAAGAGUGUGCGUGCGGAGGAGGUGGACGGGAUUGUACUGAAGGAUCAGGAGGCGGCGGCAGCGCCCUCCUCGGCCGUGCCUGUGGCCGAGCGCUGCAAGGCCAUGGCGGAAUGCCUGCGCAAGCUGAGCUACCAUGUUCGGGCCCCCACCGCUGAGGAGAGCCUGGAGGAUUACCUGCGCGAGUUCCUCUUGGUCGAGUUCGAGAAGCACGGCAUGGACCCGAACAAGUACAGCAAAUCAGACAUCAAGCGCUACCGCAUCAAGCGCGAAGUGGAGCUGCUGCAGCAGGACGGAGCGAGUCUGAGCCUCGACCGCCGCAACCGUGCAGGCCGCGGCUUCAGCAAGGGGGCAGGCGGUAGCGGCUCACAGGCCAGCCCGUCUCCGUCGGCGGCAUCGGCGCGGCAAGCAUCGAUGUUCCUCGACGACGAGUAG